AUGACUCAAGACACCAGUUCUAAAAGUGUCCAGAAGCCCAGAGCAGUGUCCCCUACAACCAGCCUGCUAUCAAUGAAGAGUGAUCAGCCACCUGCUUUCAGCCAGGAACCAUUACCAGAUGACAAUAAGGAAGUGGAGAGUUUGGGCAGUCAAACCCUGCUGACAGUCCAACAAGACAUUAAGGCUAAACUGAAACACAAGUAUCAACACAUAUCUGAAGGAAUUGGACACCAUGGAAACCAAAGUCUGUUCAAGGACAUCUACACAGAGCUCUACAUCACAGAGGGUGGAAGUGGAGGGCUCAAUAAUGAACAUGAGGUUAGACAGAUAGAGAUGGCAUCCAAGAAACAAACCACACAAGAGACAUCAAUCAAAUGCAAUGACAUCUUCAAGCCUUUACCUGGACAAGACAAACCUAUCAGAACUGUGCUGACAAAAGGAAUCGCUGGCAUUGGAAAAACAGUCUCUGUGCAGAAGGUCAUCCUUGACUGGGCAGAAGGAAAAGCAAAUCAGGACGUUCAUUUCAUGUUUCCUCUUCCUUUCCGUGAUCUGAACCUGAAAAAGGACCAAUACAGUCUGAUGCAACUUCUUUCCCACUACUUCUCAGAGCUGAAAGAGAUUGACAGCAUUGAAGAUGGUGAAACCAAAACUGUUUUCAUUUUUGAUGGUCUGGAUGAGUGUCGACUUCCUCUAGACUUCAAAAACAAUGAGAAGUGCUGUGAUGUCACGAAGCCAACCUCAGUGGACGUGCUGCUGACAAACCUCAUCGAGGGGAAUCUUCUUCCCUCUGCUCUCCUCUGGGUAACCUCACGGCCUGCAGCAGCCAAUCAGAUCCCUCCUGAGUGUGUUGACCAGGUGACAGAGGUACGAGGGUUCAAUGAUCCACAGAAGGAGGAGUACUUCAGGAAGAAGAUCACAGAUCAGAAUCUGGCCAAUGAUAUCAUCAAACACAUGAAGACAUCAAGGAGCCUCCACAUCAUGUGCCACAUGCCAGUCUUCUGUUGGAUAUCAGCCACUGUCCUUGAGAUGAUACUGAAAGUGGCAGAGAAGGAUGAAGUCCCCAAAACUCUGACCCAGAUGUACUCACACUUCAUGCUCAUCCAAAUCAUUGUGAAGAACAAGAAGUACAACAAAGCCACAGAGACAAACCCAAAGGAACUGUCUCAGUCAGACAAAGAGAUGAUCCUGAAACUGGCAAAGCUGGCUUUCCAACAGCUGCAGAAGGGCAACCUGAUCUUCUAUGAGGAGGACCUGAGAGAGUGUGGCCUUGAUGUCGCAGAGGCAUCAGAGUACUCAGCAUUGUGUACAGAGAUCUUUAAAGAAGAAUCUGGGCUGUACCAAGACAAGGUCUACAGCUUUGUGCAUCUGAGCAUGCAGGAGUUUCUAGCAGCAGUGCAUGCUUUAGAAUCAUGUCUGGACAAGAAGGAAAAUGUUUUCUCCCCCACUAGUGAUGAUGAAGAGAAGGAGUCAAUCCAGUUGUCUGACUUACACGAGAGCGCAGUGGACCAGGCCUUGAAGAGUGAGAAUGGACACCUGGACCUGUUCCUCCGCUUCCUUCUGGGUCUCUCACUGGCGUCCAAUCAGAAUCUGUUACGAGGCCUUCUGACACAGACAGGAAGUACAACACAGACCAAUGAGGAAACAGUUGAGAGAACAGUCAGGUACCUUUCAGACAAGAUCAACCAGGAAUCCUCACCAGAAAGGAUCAUCAACUUGUUCCACUGUCUGAAUGAACUUGGUGCCAACUCUCUAGUUGAAGACAUGCAGACCUCCCUGCAUUCAGGAACUCUUUCAGAAACAAGACUUAAACCUGACCAAUGUUCAGCCCUGGCCUACCUGUUACUGAUGUCAGAGGAGGUGCUGGAGGAGUUUGACCUGAAGACAUACAACACAUCAGAGAAAGGUUAUCAGAGGUUGCUGCCGGUCGUGAAAACCUGCAAGAGAGCACUACUGGUUGACUGUAAAAUCACACAUGAAUCUUGUGAGACUCUUGCCUCAGCUCUGCAGACACCAAACUCCCCCCUGAGAAAACUGGACCUCAGCAACAAUGACCUGGAAGACAGAGGAGUGGAGUUGCUCUGUGUUGGACUAACCAGUCCACUCUGCAACAUACAGACACUAGUUCUAGGUCAAUGUGGUCUGACAGAGGGUUGCUGUUCAGAUCUGGCCUCAGUCCUGAGUUCACCCAACUCACAACUGAAACAACUGGAGCUGAGAGACAAUGACCUGCAGGACUCAGGAGUUACACUGCUGUCUGCUGGACUGGAGGAUCCAGACUGUAAACUACACACACUGGGGCUGUCUGGCUGUCUGGUCACAGAGGAGGGCUGUGCUGCUCUGUCUUCAGCUCUGAGGUCAAACCCCUCCCUCCUGAAAGAGCUGGACCUGAGCUACAAUCACCCAGGAGACUCUGCAGGGGGACUGCUUUCAGCUGCUCUGGUGGAUCCCACAUAUAAACCGAUGAAGCUGAAUGUGGAUCAUGGUGGAGAGUGCUGGCUAAAAUCAGGGCUGAGGAAAUAUGCCUGUCAUCUCACCCUGGACCCAAAUUCAGCAAACCCAAACCUGAUACUGUCUGAGGGGAACAGGAAGGUGACAUUGGUGGAAGAGAAGCAGCAUUAUGAAAACCAUCCAGACAGAUUUGACUAUCAUUCCCACGUUCUCUGCAGAGAAGGCUUAUCUGGAGGUCGUUAUUACUGGGAGGUGGAGAUGGAUAGGUACCUGGAUGGUGGCAUGACUGUCAUUGGUGUGGUGUACAAAGGAAUGAUGAGGAAGGGAGCUGGAGAUGACAGUCGGAUUGGACACAAUAAGGAGUCCUGGUGUUUAGUCUGCUCUGACAGUCAUUAUCACUUUUUCCAAGCUGGAGUCCGAAGGAGAUCCAUCAAUCGUCCUGAUUCUAUGAGAGUUGGUGUGUAUCUGGACUGGCCAGCUGGUACUUUGUCCUUCUAUAGUGUGUCCUCCUCUGGUACACUAAAACACCUUUACACAAGAAACACCACAUUCACUGAACCCCUCUGUCCUGGAUUUGGGUUUCUGUUUGGGGUUUACUCCUCCUCAUCCUCAGUGACCCUGUGUCAGAUAGAUGACCAACACAUUCAGAGGUGA
Messenger RNA from Salvelinus namaycush (lake trout), 3102 nucleotides. RefSeq names its product protein NLRC3-like. NCBI's taxonomy places the organism in Eukaryota, Metazoa, Chordata, Actinopteri, Salmoniformes, Salmonidae. The transcript is spliced from 8 exons. Gene Ontology annotation, molecular function: protein binding. Bases 1 to 3102 code for a protein of 1033 amino acids. The record is from RefSeq and is a predicted model, not a curated record.